AUGUCUGACGCACAACCAAUCUUGGAUCACAUUGUUGUGCUAGUCUCAUACGAAACACUACAAGAGCUACCGGAGAAGCUCAAGGAGCAUUUCAACAUUAUCCCAGGAGGCGGUGCAACAACGGGCGUCACGAUCAACAAACUCCUUAUCCUGCCCGAUGGCACAUACCUUGAGCUUGUUGCCUUCAAUAAAGGGGUUGAGCCUGAAAAGCGACAAGCUCAUCGCUGGAGCAACGCUACGGAGGGUAGUGUCAUUGACUGGGCUUACACUUUGAAUAGCCCUGAUGAGUUUGAGCCUAUCCAGCAGCGAGUCAACGGUUCUGAAUCUGGUGUCUUCUACCAAGAACCUGUCCCCGGCGGGAGAAAGCGACCUGAUGGUGUUGAACUAAAGUGGUCAAUUAUUCUGCCAGUUGGUGAACACCAGAACCGUCUUCAGCCGGGUAUAGCCCCAUUCUGGUGCUUGGACAAGACACCGAGAUCACUCAGGGUCCCUUAUCUGGCCGAGGACGGAAACGAGCCCGCCACUUGUACGCAGCACCCCUGCGGUGCACAGUCUGUAUCCAAGCUCGAGGUUCUCGUACCUCGCGCUUUGCAGCAGAAGAUGGGGAAGGCAUACGCAUCUAUUCACACCAUCACCCAGGGAGGCAGAACUUGGGGUUAUGGAACACAUGGUGACUCCGAACUUGCUGGGGGCCUGGUGACUCUUGGCGAGAGUCCAGACUCAACCGUCAAGAUUGCACUAACCCUGAAAGGCGACAAGUCCCAAAAGAUCGCUAUACUUCCAGGAGUCGAAAUUACGAUAACAAAGUGA
Molecule: messenger RNA, 810 nt
Organism: Clonostachys byssicola
Lineage: Eukaryota; Fungi; Ascomycota; Sordariomycetes; Hypocreales; Bionectriaceae
Source: the annotation of a GenBank genome assembly